AUGCAAAUUAAGGAGAUCUAUGUGUAUCCUGUAAAGUCGCUUCGAGGAAUUAAAGUCACAGAAGUCAAGGUUGAGAAGCAUGGGUUCCAGUACGAUCGUAUUUAUAUGUUGGCCCUGCCCACUGCCGACCCCAAGGUGGUCAAGUUUGUUACUCAACGUGAAGAACCCAAACUCGUCAAAGUGACUCAACGCCUUGAGGGCGAUUCUAUUGUUCUUUAUAACGAAGAGGCCGGCAAAGAAUUGAGGCUGCCAGCAGAUCCUACUGCGCAUGUUGAGGGCCUAAACGUUGUGAACGUUGAUGUGUGGGGAGGCCUUGUUGAGUCUUACGACAUCGGCCCUACCAUUGCUAACUUUUCUGAAUUUUGGCAUGAACUGCUUGGUCCUAAAUAUGCCAAGUUGACAAUUCUCGCUAGAAAGACUUCGAGGCCUUUGGACCCCAAUCGUUUCAAGUCUGAGGACUUGACCAAGAUGGAUUACACCCCUGAAACUACGUUCCAAGACGGUGUUCCGGCCAAUUUGAUCUGUUCAGCCUCUUUGGAAACAUUACAGCUGCGUGUGAAUGUGCAGACUGAAGGCAUUGAGUUGAGCGCGGAAAACUUCCGCCCUAAUCUGGUGGUCGAAACAGAAGAUCCCUUUGAAGAAGAUGAUUGGGACAAGAUCAAGAUUAGCGGUGAUCUGUGGAUCAUCACCGACCUUUGCAGGCGUUGCCAAAUGCCCACUGUCAACGUUGAGCGCGGCGAGUUCGAGAAAUCCAAGCAGCCGACCCGUGCUCUCAAUCAAUUCCGGAAGGUUGAUUACAAGCACCCCUCCGAUCCUUGUUUUGGCUUAGAGCUCUAUCCAUCAAAGUAUGGACAGACAGUUCGUGUGGGAGACAGCGUCAAAGUCGCCUCUAAGAUCGACCGACCUAUGCCUAGCGAUUUUUGA
Wickerhamiella sorbophila is the source of this 924-nucleotide messenger RNA. RefSeq lists its product as uncharacterized. The transcript has a single exon. Gene Ontology annotation, molecular function: molybdenum ion binding; pyridoxal phosphate binding; catalytic activity. The record is from RefSeq and is a predicted model, not a curated record. NCBI's taxonomy places the organism in Eukaryota, Fungi, Ascomycota, Dipodascomycetes, Dipodascales, Trichomonascaceae. Bases 1 to 924 code for a protein of 307 amino acids.